AGAAAAUUCCUAAGAACCCACAAGAAGAAGAAGAGAAUCCCCUACGUAGUUUAUUUAUCUGUAAAUUUUAUCCCCCCUCCCCCUAAAAAGAUUUCAAUGUCUGCUUCGUCUGUUCGACGGCAGAGAGAGCUGAACGUCGGCACCCAAAAGCCGGCGAAAUCCUUGACCCCAAUCUCAAAUCCCACCCUCAACAAGUCGUCUUCUGGGAAAGAGAAUGCUAGACAUGGUGUUUCUUCCCGGGCCUCCUUGUCGGGUCAGAAGCCCGUGAUUAGGCCGGUUCCGCGUGUUGAGAAGGCGGCUGUGGUUGCUGGGGGUGGAGAUGGCGAGGUCAGAGUGCGGUGGUCGACGUCAUCGGCACAGAGAGGUAGGAGCCCUAGCCCAUCUGAGUUUAUUAGGGCUGUCUCGGAUUUGAGGAAAGAUAGGGUUUCUGUAGAUAAGGAAAUUAAAGGUUCUAGGGAUUUAAAAGCGAAAAGAAGUGAAAGUAGGUUAAGGGCUGUUAAAAAUUGCAAAGAAAGUUGUGGGUUUGGGGAGAAUUUGGUGUUGAAAGUGAAGGAGAGUGAGAGGAAAACAGGGGACUUUUGGGCGUUGGGUGGAAAUUAUGGAAAAGCCAUUAACUUCAGCUCAGUUUUGGUAAAAUCAAGUGAAAUUGAUGGUAAUAAUGGUGGAUUUGAGGCUUGUACUGAAAAUAAUUGCACAGACCUUGGUUCAAAAGUUGAAGCUAGAGUUACUAUUGAGGAGAAAUCUGAAUUGAAAUCUGGUUCUGCUUCGAAAACUGAUAAUGGGGUUGCAAACAUUGUAGUAAAAGAGAAGUCUUUGCAUGAGGGGAAGGCCUUGGAAGUUCUGACAGAGAAAGGUGUAAGUGACGUGGGGGGUUUUAACUCCGGGGUUGGUGUCAAAUAUCCAAGCAGGCUGCAUGAAAAGCUUGCUUUUUUAGAGGGUAAGGUGAAGCGAAUUGCUUCUGAUAUUAAGAGGACUAAGGAGAUGUUGGACAUGAAUAAUCCAGAUGAGUCAAAAGUGGUACUUUCGGAUAUUCAGGAAAAGAUUUCUGGUAUAGAGAAGGCUAUGAAUCAUGUUGUGGGUGAUUCAGAUGGUAAAGCAGGGGUCUUUAAAAGUUCUACAACUGAUAAAGCGGAUGUGAAAAUUGUGGAGAAGAGUAAUGCUAAGCUGGUGGAAAAUGUCACAGCUUCGGUAAAAGGAUUAAAUAGUAAGGACUUAGAAGAUAGAUUAUUUCCUCAUCAUAAAUUGCUCAGAAACCGGGCAUCACUGAAGGCAUCAUCAGGCGGCACACAGAGUCAGGAACCCUCAAAUGGUGUAGAUCCUGCCAGUCAAUCGAAGGAAGAUGAGAAGUCACUGGGCUCUAUAGAGGAUAACCCAAUAGCUCUAGAGUUCUUGGCCUCCCUUGAUAAGGAACAAAUUAAAGCUACCAGUAGCACCACCAGGAAUGGACCAGCUGGUUCGGAGCACUGUGAAGUUCACGACAUGGAUGGUGAUCGUGCUUCACAUGUAAAAGAUUCUUCAAUCAUGGUUAAUCUGAAGAGCGAUGCUGAGCUCAUUCUCACAAGUGAUGAAAGACUUGAGGAUUUUGAUGAUCAGGAGAAUAAACAAACCAGCAUGGUUGAUGAUGAGGUUGAAGAUAAUGACAAUUAUCAGCUAAAUGAAAUAGGAAGCAAGGCAACAACUGCAGGAUGGUUUGUGUCAGACGGGGAUGCAGUUCUUGCUCAUGAUGAUGGCUCUUGUUCUUUCUAUGAUGUUGCUAACUCUGAGGAGAAGGCUGUUUACAAGCCUCCAAUAGGAGUUGUACCUAAUAUAUGGGGAGAUUGUUGGAUUAUCCGUGCCCCUAGUGCUGAUGGUUGCUCUGGCAGAUAUGUUGUGGCUGCAUCUGCUGGGAAUUCACCGGAAUCAGGGUUUUGCUCGUGGGAUUUCUACACCAAAGAUGUGCGAGCUUUCCACACUGAGGGUGGGGGGACAGCUUCAAGAACUGUGCUUGGUCCCUUACCAAAUAAUCCUAUGAUUAGAAGAAAUGGUUUGUGUAAUCAGAUGGUACCUGAACAUCAGCAGUGGUGGUAUAAACCUUGUGGCCCUCUUAUCAUCUCAACUGCCAGCUCUCAGAAGGUUGUCAAAGUUUAUGAUAUCCGUGAUGGAGAACAAAUAAUGAAGUGGGAGGUACAGCGGCCUGUAUUACCAAUGGAUUAUUCAAGUCCAUUGCAGUGGAGAAAUAGAGGGAAGAUAGUCGUAGCUGGAGCAGAAACAAUUUCUUUGUGGGAUGUAAACUCUCUACAUCCUCGAGCAUUACAAUCUGUGUCAUCAUCUGGUAAAAAAAUAACUGCUCUUCAUGUGAAUCACAGUGAUGCGGAACUAGGCGGAGGGGUGCGGCAAAGAAUCAGCUCCUCUGAAGCAGAAGGAAAUGAUGGUGUCUUCUGCACACAUGAUUCUAUUAAUAUUUUGGACUUUCGACACCCAUCUGGUAUAGGUGCAAAAAUACCAAAGAUUGGUGGGAAUGUGCAGUCAGUUUUCUCUCGUGGGGAUUCAGUCUUUCUUGGCUGCCCAAAUGUGAAGACAGCUGGAAUGAAGCAGCCAUGUUCUCAGGUGCAACAGUUCUCAUUGCUUAAAGGAAGGUUGUUCACCACCUAUACUUUGCCUGAAUCCAAUGCUCACUCGGAUCAUUCAGCCAUUACACAAGUCUGGGGAAAUUCAAACCUUGUCAUGGGUGUUUGUGGCCUAGGGCUAUUUGUAUUUGGUGCCUCGACAGAUAAUGGCAUGCUGUCUUAUACAGGUGAUUAUGGUGCCAGAGAAACCAUUGGCCCAGAUGACCUUUAUUCUCCUACUUUUGAUUACUUGUCGUCUCGAGUUCUCCUGAUAUCAAGAGAUCGUCCUGCAUUAUGGAAGUACAUAGUGUGAAAGUAGCAAGUGUAAUUUAUCUAUAAACUGUCAGCAUGAUCUUAACUUGUUUUUGUUGCUUUUUGAAACCUGCUAUAUGUGACUUUGAAAUAAUAUUUAUAUUUACUGAAGAAGGGUUGAUCCAUAUCAAAAAUUGGGAGGGCAUGGCAUCAUGUUGGCAUUUA
Rubroshorea leprosula is the source of this 3062-nucleotide messenger RNA. Lineage: Eukaryota; Viridiplantae; Streptophyta; Magnoliopsida; Malvales; Dipterocarpaceae. The record is from the annotation of a GenBank genome assembly.